GGGGCUGGGGGAGUGUCACCUGGGGGAGGGGGGCGCCCCGCGCUGCUGGGGGCUCGGGCGGGGAGCGGGGUGCUGCCCCCUGACCCCCCGGGAGCAGGGGGGCCAUGAGCUCUCAGGACGAGCAGUUCCAAGCAGCAGGCCCUGAGCCAGCGGCUUCCUCCGCCGAGGAUGGCAUGACCUGGUGGUACAGGUGGCUCUGCAGGAUUGCCGGGGUCCUCGGGGGCAUGUCCUGUGCCUUCGCUGGUCUCUGGAACUGCGUCACCAUCAACCCCAUGAACAUUGCGGCCGGUGUGUGGAUGAUGCUCAACGCCUUCGUCCUGUUCCUGUGCGAAGCCCCCUUCUGCUGCCAGUUCAUCGAGUUUGCGAACGCCGUCUCUGCGAGGGCGGACAAGCUGCAGCCCUGGCAGAAAGCUGCUUUCUACUGCGGGAUGGCCGUGUUCCCGGUCGUGCUCAGCCUGACCUUGACCACGCUCUUUGGAAAUGCCAUUGCGUUUGCCACUGGCGUGCUUUAUGGCCUGUCAGCGCUCGGCAAAAAGGGAGAUGCCAUUUCCUACGCUCGGAUCCACCAGCAGCAGAAGCAAAUGGAUGAAGAGAAGCUCACAGGGACCCUGGAGGGACAGCCUCUCUGAAGCACGUGAGCUCAGGGUAUCCUCUCCUGGACACUGAGAUGGUGAAGAUCCAGAAUUCCACUCUGCCCUUUCCCUUCUCUGUUACACCACAAUUUCCCUGGACACUGCAGCAACUGGAAAUCUCAGGGGCUGGGCCAGGCUGUGCCCUCUUCUCACACCAGCAGCCAGACCUCAGUGCAUUGGCCCCUCUCUCCUUCUCAACCCUCAACCAAAUAUCUCUCAGUUCUCCUACUUUUUAAUUUUUAUGGUUUUUUUUUUUCUGCAGAGGUGCUGGCUCUUUGAGUGCUGCUUUACAAGCCUGACUAGGUAGCCUUUCUUUGGAGUGAUGCCUGAUAACGAGCUGAGGAUGCAGUGCUCACUGGGGAACUGCUCUCCAGAUGGGGUGAGGAGCGACAGAGCUGAUGUGCCAGCUCCUUGCCUGCGCUGGUCUCCUCGGAGUCAGGGACCUGCUGGCCUCAUGCCUGGGGGUAACCUGCCAUUGCACGUUACACCUUUUGAGUAACGCUCUCUGGUGUGGCCCUUCCCAGCUAGAAUACACUAAUCCAAGGUUUAACAAUACAUGGUGAUACUCAAGCUUGAUCUUCUUCCAUUGAGUGUAUUUUAAUAUGGGUCCAGCUAGGCCAGGCAUCGGAGGCAUCGCUGCAUGGGAAAGGACUGCCAGCAAAAAAACCAUCUACAGACAGAAACUGUCUCUGCAGGGGAGCUGCCAGAGGUGCUGGGGCAGAUCCUGGUACCUACAAAGCACAGUCCCCGCUUCCUCUGGACGCAGCUGCAGGCAGUUACUGCAAUUUACUUGAAUUAUAAGAAUUAACUACUUUGUCUUAAUAAGGGUACUUUUCUUAAACUUCACUCUUCUACUGGGGAAGAAGGAAAAUAAGGUUUGCUUUACCUCAGCAAAAAAAAUGUACUAUUGCUUGAGCCAAGUGGGAUUUUUUUUGCUGGUGUAAGGGUUACUGAUGUGCAAAAGCAUCCUUCUCUGGUGAGCCUGGGACUCUGCUCUGGUAUCUCACUCCCCAAAUCUGCUCCUGCUCCUGUGACCCAUCCCUCCGUGCAAGGGACCUGCUUUCUGCCUCUGUCUGGUGCAGCCUUUCUGUUUGGGCUCAUGUUCUUUUUGCAUCAGUCCUGGGCUGGUUUUAUAUGGGAAGGUGGCAUAUCCUUCCUUUGCAAACAGAGAGAAAUCUGCACCAUUUCAGUGCGGACAGCUGGGAUGUCUUACUUCUUUAUUCCAGUCUCCAUCAGUGGUUUUUGCAUCGUAUUUUCUGUUUGCUUUGUAUCAUGCAGAACAAAACUGCUUGCUAAGUCCAGAUCCCCCUCGUCAUGGUUUCUUCUGAGGGUUUUAAUUUAUUUGACUUUACAUGAUUGCUUUUCGUUUUGAUUAGUAAAAAGGAGAAUAAUUUAUUUCUAGUUAUUUAAGUAUUUUGAUGGGACUCGUUUUCUCUGGACGUAGGAGAAAGCAGUGCUCUCUUUCCUGUCCUUCAAAGGACUGCCUCCAUUCACUGGGGGGGGUCUCUCUGAACCCAGGGAGAGCCCUGGCUGCUCUAACUGGGAUGCUGUAACUGGGAUGCCGUAAAAUCCCAUUUCAACCUUCAGAGUGUUUCUCAUACUUUUGGAAAGUGGAUUGUCCUUUCACCCCUUUGUUUUCUUCUGGGCCACUGACUUGACAGUUUGUUUUCCCUCUCCUGGGAGAGAGAAGGGAGGAAAACUGGGCUGUAAGUGCUGGGCUGGAGGUUUGUACUCUCAUUCAGCAGCCCUGGGAGCUGAGCUCUUGCUGCCACCAACGCUCUGUGGUCCCAUUUGAAUCACUGGGGUACCAGAGGGGUCAUGCUGUGGUCUGAGAAACGCUGCUGGAGGCCGAGUGCUGUCUGUCAGCUGCUGGAAACUAUCUGUAUAACCUGUCCUUCCUCUGGGUACGGGUGUCUGUAUUCUCC
This is a messenger RNA of Athene cunicularia (burrowing owl), 2557 nucleotides long. RefSeq names its product calcium channel flower domain containing 1 (gene CACFD1). The record is from RefSeq and is a predicted model, not a curated record. Gene Ontology annotation, biological process: vesicle-mediated transport. NCBI's taxonomy places the organism in Eukaryota, Metazoa, Chordata, Aves, Strigiformes, Strigidae. The transcript is spliced from 5 exons. Bases 105 to 629 code for a protein of 174 amino acids. Gene Ontology annotation, cellular component: membrane.